AUGAAUGACUGUGUUCUCCGUCCUGCCCAGAGUCACAGAUCAUUUUGGUUGUCUGGGAGGAAAACAAAGCUUGAGACCCAAGAUGAAGGCAGAGAAGGAGGCUCCUUCAAAAGCUAAAAUAAUUUCCCAGAUUUUAAUGCUCAUGUGUCUCGGUUCCUUCAAUUCAGGUGGGGUGGUGGCAGUGAAUAUGACCAUCCCCAACACUCUCAUUAGAGGUACAGUAGGGGGGGAGGCCCUGCUGUCUGUCCGCUAUAGUAGCUUCAGCCUCGACCUGCCGGUCAUCAAGUGGCAGCUCAAGAGGGAAAAGUCUGUCACUGUUGUCCAGUCAAUUGGAACUGACAUCAUUGGGACCCUGAGGCCCGAGUAUCGUGACCGGAUCCUGGUAUUUGAAAAUGGGACUCUGCUUCUCCACAACCUCAGGCUCUCUGAUGACGGAACUUAUGACGUGGAGAUCUCCAUCACAGAUGACACCUUUACAGGAGAGGGCACUAUCACGCUCACUGUGGAUGAGUUGAUAUCCAGGCCCUAUAUCCACAUGGAAGCUUCAUCAGUACUGGAGCUCAGCGAAAACGUCAUCCUCAACUGCUCCCAUGACAAUGGAACCAGGAAUGCCUACAGGUGGUUCAAAGGUGGAAAGCCACUGACCAACGUGUCGAGGUUCAUGUUGUCACCUGACCAGAAGCUCUUGACCAUCACACGGGUGUUGAUGGCAGAUGAUGACAUCUACAGCUGCACAGUGGAGAAUCUUGUGGGUAACAUGACAAGCCUGCCAAUCAGACUGACGGUCUACAGAAGAAGUUCCCUCUAUAUCAUCCUUUCCACUGGGGGCAUUUUCCUCCUCAUCACUUUGGUGACAGUGUGUGCCUGCUGGACGCCUUCCAAAAAGCGAAGACAUCCAGCUACAAAGCCUCUCUCCAGCUUGUAUGACCACUUGGAUCACUCACCACUCAGUCAAACAGCUGAUAUGCUUCUGAAAAGGACAGAGCAUAAUGGAAAAAACGCUGUAACUUCACUUUACAUCCUGCAGCAAAAGGAUCCCUCAAUGGAUGACUCAUCCAGCAACAGUAUUGGAUCUCCUUCUGAACUGGACAACCCUCCGUGCUACUACAGUUCCCCCAACUACACCGAAUCUCUGACCCAGUCUAAUGGGUCCCCUGCCCGCUCUUCCCACAGGUAUACCUGAAAUCCCAUCAGUUUAAACGCUCCACACGCAGCUAGUGGGAGGACGGUCCUACUGUGUGCUGCUCCUGACACUGGGUGGCAACUUCCUGCACAUCGGCCCGGAGUUUGGGAAAGAUCGCUUUCAAAAUCUGGGGUUUUACAAUAAUGUAAUUGCUGCCUGUUGAUAUGUUUUUAUUAAAGUAAACUGUAACUUAGAUAUAGAUUGCUUUUAAAGUUAGAAGCACAGACUGUAGAGAAAUUUAAAGCCUCUAUUUGGUUUUAUCACUAACCACCAUUGUUGUUGUUGGUUACUGGAUCUACAAAAUCAAAACAUUUGCAAUGGGCACGGAGUCUGCAUGAAGUUGAGGUGGGGUAAGAAAGAUGCAAGACUAUACAUUGAUAAUAAUACUGUUGUUAUGCUCAAUUCAAAAUGAUCAACAACAUUGGGUUUGUUACAGAUUAAGUGGUUUUAAAGAAAAUAAAUCACCCUCAGAAAUGUCACUUUAUUACUCUUUUACAGUGUUAUGUGUGAUAUUGUCUCUAGUGUUGAUGAAAGGAAAUGAAGCUGUUACUUUGUAACAUUUUGUGAAAUAAUGUAAAUUACUAUUUUAGUUAUACUAGAUAAUUUAAUAGCAUUUUUAAUGGGCCAGACAGAGAAAAGACCAGUUGAUGGAGGAUAUUUCAAUUUUAUACUUAAAUAAAAUGUGAAACAUUU
Molecule: messenger RNA, 1876 nt
Organism: Anarrhichthys ocellatus (wolf-eel)
Lineage: Eukaryota; Metazoa; Chordata; Actinopteri; Perciformes; Anarhichadidae
Product: hepatocyte cell adhesion molecule-like
Source: RefSeq, a predicted model, not a curated record